Molecule: messenger RNA, 1927 nt
Organism: Coniophora puteana RWD-64-598 SS2
Lineage: Eukaryota; Fungi; Basidiomycota; Agaricomycetes; Boletales; Coniophoraceae
Product: UDP-N-acetylglucosamine diphosphorylase
Exons: 2
Coding region: 179-1657 (492 amino acids)
Biological process (GO): UDP-N-acetylglucosamine biosynthetic process
Molecular function (GO): UDP-N-acetylglucosamine diphosphorylase activity
Source: RefSeq, a predicted model, not a curated record
ACAACGUAACCGUCUCGGGUGUGUCGCGGGCUUUGGAAUGGCACAUCGCAUGGCCCAAAUAUAAGUUGGCCGUUUCUCAACCUGCAGGUCAUUGACUUUCACUUGAGCUCAUUCAUCCUUGCCCUUUACCUUCAGCCCACUCCCACUUACGCUAACCCGCCCUACUCUAAUAUCAACCAUGUCUGUCGACGCCAUUCGCAACAAGUACAAGGCCGCCGGCCAGGACCACCUCUUCACCUUCUGGGACAAGCUCUCAGAACAGGAUCGCGCCUCUCUCGUCCGUCAACUCGAGAGCAUCGAUGUCGAUCGCGUCAAUAGGAUCUACAAGAAGGCAGUCGGCACUGAGAAGGAAGAUAACGAUCCCAAGCACGUCGCAGAUCCCAUUGAGCCUCUCCCAAUGGAUGCCUGCGAGUCCGUCGUUCAUCACCCAGACAACGAACAAGCAUGGCGGCGGACGGGUCUGGAGGCCAUUUCUCGGGGAGAAGUUGCCGUCCUUCUGCUCGCAGGCGGGCAAGGCACCCGAUUGGGCAGUUCCGCGCCCAAGGGUUGCUACGAUAUUGGCCUCCCCUCCCACAAGACCCUUUUCCAGCUUCAGGCUGAGCGUAUUGCGCGUCUCCAGACAGUCGCAGAGAAGGAGUGCAAACGCCCCGCUGGGUCUGUCAUCAUCCCGUGGUAUGUCAUGACUAGCGGUCCCACUCGUGCCGACACGGAGGCCUUCUUCACGAAGAACAAGUAUUUCGGUCUCACCUCCAAGAAUGUCGUCUUUUUCGAGCAAGGUACCCUUCCCUGUAUGACCAUGGAGGGCAAGAUCAUGCUCGAUUCACCCUCGCACGUUGCUGUCGCGCCCGAUGGUAACGGCGGCCUUUAUGCAGCCACACGCGCGCCUCUAUCGCCCUCGGAUACGCGUUCCGUCCUCUCCGACCUUGAACAGCGCAAGAUCCGCUACAUCCACUGUUAUUGUGUCGACAACUGCCUCGUCAAGGUCGCCGAUCCUGUCUUCAUUGGCUGCUGUAUCCACAAGCAGGUCGAUUGCGCGGCUAAGGUCGUACCCAAAGCCUCGCCCACCGAGUCUGUUGGCGUUCUUGCUCGCCGUGGCGACAAGUUCAGCGUCGUCGAGUACUCCGAAAUAUCCAAGGAGCAAGCUGAGAGGCGCAACGAGUCUGGCGAACUCGCAUUCAACGCCGGCAACAUUGUAAACCACUUCUACACCUUGAACUUCCUCAAGGCUGUUGAGGCCUUUGAAGACGACUUCGCUUUCCACAUUGCGCGCAAGAAGAUCCCUUAUGUCGACCUCCAGACCGGCGAGCUCAACAAGCCUAGCAAGCCCAAUGGCAUGAAGUUCGAGAUGUUUGUGUUUGACGUUUUCCCCUUCACUGAGCGCUUUGCCGUACUCGAAGUUACUCGUAAAGAGGAGUUCAGUCCCCUCAAGAACGCUCCUGGCACUGGCUCCGACGACCCAGACACCAGCCGACGGGACCUGCUUGCACAGCACAAGCGAUUCCUAGUUGAGGCUGGCGCGACCGUGAAAGAUGGCGUUGAAAUUGAGGUCUCGCCGCUCGUCUCCUACGCGGGCGAGGGUCUCGAGCAUGUGAAGGGGAAGACCUUUACCAAAUCUGGCAUUGCAAGCAGCGUGGAAGAGCUGGACGCGCUCCUCUAACUCAAAUAUUUUCCAAUAGACUAUUUUACUUUGGACGGUUAACGACAGUGAUGGACAAUUUGGGUACCACUUCAAAUCUACGUAUACCCUUAGUACGCUUUAUCGGAUACUUAAUUUUGGCCAAUCGAGCUUGCAUUCACAAUGUUCGGGGACUUUGAUUAGGUAGCAUGUACUCUACCAUUAGUUAGGACACGGUUUAUUCAAGAGAAGUCUCUGGCAAAAAAGUCUGAAUUUCGUGUACCUACCAACUACGAGAUAAUGCUGGAAGGG